Molecule: messenger RNA, 3136 nt
Organism: Cryptomeria japonica (Japanese cedar)
Lineage: Eukaryota; Viridiplantae; Streptophyta; Pinopsida; Cupressales; Cupressaceae
Product: nuclear pore complex protein NUP93A
Exons: 15
Coding region: 216-2810 (864 amino acids)
Biological process (GO): poly(A)+ mRNA export from nucleus; protein import into nucleus
Cellular component (GO): nuclear pore
Molecular function (GO): structural constituent of nuclear pore
Source: RefSeq, a predicted model, not a curated record
UAGAAGUUUAAAUUCUGCCUUCACUCGUCUGGAGUUCUAAUAUUUUUGUUGGUUUAAAACCUUCUUAUACCGGGAAACUAAUUCAGGGUUUGAUCUAAUGGCCUACCAUUCUUAGUAACCUCUGAAGCUUGCACACAGAAAACCAUACAACACAGCCAAGGUUCGGGCAUAUGUAAAGCCCCGGUACAUUUAGGGUUUUAGAAGAAAAAUCAGUAAUGGCAGGCGAAGCAGACAUGACGAGCUGGACGGAUUUAUUGAACAACUCCACCAAACUUUUGCAACAAGCCGCUCCUUCUACAGAAUUUCCUCCUAUACAGAGAAGUUUAGAUCAACUGGAGGCUCUAUCGAACAAGUUGAAAGCUAAAACUUCGAGGCUUGAAGUGCCUAGCCACAACAUUGCAGCAACAAGACUUUUGGCUCGUGAAGGGAUAAAUGCAGAACAGCUUGCACGAGAUUUGAAAUCUUUUGAGCUAAGGACAACUUUUGAGGAUGUCUUUCCUGUCAAAGCAGCGAGUGUGGAGGAACAUGUUCAGCAGGUUCAUGAAAUGGCAAUGCUCUCUGCUAUACAAGCAGCCCAACGGGACAAUUUGCGGAGUUUUGAUGACUAUAUGUUGCAAGUUCUUGAGGAUGAUUGGGAAAAAGAAAAGCGGGAUUUUUUGCUCAAUAUGAGUCGUCUUCCAACCAUUUCUAAAGCAAAUGGUGGUAUCUCUUCUUCUGGUAUAAGUCAAAGUGUCAGAAGUUUAUCAGGCACAGCAACUCCACAUCUCUCACAGGGUGCACAAAGUAUGGAGAUAGUGCCUGCAACUGAGAAACCUUUUCUAGAAAAGAAGGCUUCAGCUUAUGCAGAUGUUGUGAGGAAUCUUAAUGCUGAAAGAGAACGUGGACUUCCUUUUAAGGUGGCAACAGCUUUUAAAACAACUUAUGAGGAACUAGCCAGCGAGACAUCUGGCUCAAAAUCUGUUAGCAUGCAGAAGAUCUGGAACUUGCUUCAGGCAUUGCUUGGGGAAGAUAAAGAAGCACCAAAGAAUUUGUCAAGAAAAAUGGUUAUGGUUAUUGGGGCAAGGCGCCAUUUAGAAGCUGGUUAUGAGAAAUAUAUAUUGGACACCAUCCAUAGUCAUGCUGCUCAGGCUGCCCUUGGAGGUGCUACUGGGAAUUUACAACGGAUUCGAGCGUUUCUGAGGGUUCGUCUAAGGGAUCAUCCUGUACUGGAUUUCGAUGCAUCAGAUGGACGUAGACAUCCUCCAGUGGACACCACAUGGCAGCAGAUAUACUUUUGCUUGAGGACUGGUUAUUAUGAUGAAGCCAGGUCGGUAGCACAGUCUUCUAGAGUCAGCCAAAUGUUUGCCCCACAGCUUGCAGAAUGGAUAUCAAGUGGAGGCAUGGUUUCUUCAGGAACUUCAACAUUGGUUGCAGAAGAAUGUGAACGCAUGUUAAGACUGGGAGAUCGUGCUGGGAGGGCUGGGUAUGACAAACACAAGUUGCUACUGUAUGCCAUUGUCUCUGGUAGCCGCCAGCAAAUUGACCGGUUGCUUAGAGACCUUCCAACAUUGUUCAGCACCAUUGAGGAUUUCUUGUGGUUCAAGUUAGCUGUUGUUCGAGACACUGGGGGUGCUAGUUCAUCCUUAGCACUUGUUCCAGAAGGUCUGGCACCAUAUAGUUUAGAAGAUCUUCAGAACUACUUGAACAAGUUCGAGCCAUCAUACUACACGAAGAAUGGGAAAGACCCAUUGGUUUAUCCAUAUGUGCUACUAUUAAGCAUUCAGCUGCAGUUAGCUGUUCAAUAUCUCACAAAAGAAGCUGGCAAUGAAGGUUAUAAUAUUGAUGCUGUACAUAUUUCCAUUGCCCUGGCUGAUCAUGGAGUCUUAUCAGAGGGAGUUGGAAGUGGACACAAGCUUGGGAUAAUGGAUGCUGUUGCUGAAAUUGCGAGCAUAAUUCAGCAAUAUGGUUCAUUAUAUGUAAGGCUAGGUAACCUGUCACUAGCAUUGGAAUACUAUGCACAAGCUGCUUCUGCCAUGGGAGGUGGUGCUCCUUCAUGGAUGGGCCACACCAGUGUUGAUCAGCAGAGACAAAGAGAGAUAAUGUUGAAACAACUUCUGACAGAGAUUUUGUUAAGGGAGGGGGGAAUUAUGCUUCUUCUUGGACCUAAUGGGACUGGAUCAGAAGGUGCUUUGAGAAGGUUUUUACCAGAUAGGCAAACUCAACACCUCUUCUUGCUUGAAGCUGCUCGGCACUGUCAAGAGUCUGGCCUUUAUGACAAGUCUGUUGAAAUUCAAAAACGGGUUGGGGCAUUUGCAAUGGCUUUACAGACCAUAAAUAAUUGCCUCUCAGAAGCCAUUGGUGCAAUUGCACGAGGUCGGGCUGAUGGAGAUACUAGGACUGCUGGUCUAGUGUAUUCGGGCAAUGAUAUUAUAGAAGCUUACAAGUUUUCUGGAGUAACAAGCAUCCAAGAAAGGGACCAAAUUGCAGAGCGACAAACAACAUUGCGGCAACUUGAGGCUAUUUUAGCUGUUCACAAAUUUGCAAGAAGUGGUCGGUAUGGUGAAUCUCUAAGGGAACUAACCAAACUGUCUUUUCUUCCAUUGGAUUCAAGAUCCCCUGACAUAACUGCAGAUGCAUUUCAAAACCUCUCGCCUCCAGUUCAAGCAUGUAUUCCAGAUGUCCUUAAGGUUGCUCUCACAUGCCUGGAUAAUGUAACAGAUACAGAUGGGACAGUUCGUGUUUUGAGGAGAAAAAUUGCAAACUUUGUGGCAAAUUAUUUGCCAAGAAAUUGGCCACAGGAGCUAUAUGACAAGGUAGCUCAGAUGCUUUGAAGACGCUGGCAAGUAUUGGCCAUACAUUAUGAAGACGAAUGGAGAAGUGGUUUUUAGUUGGGAGAGGGCAUGCUUCAAUGGAAUAAUUCCCCAUAAUUUCUUUUCUGUGUUGUUUAUAUGUAAGCAUGAACAGUCUUUAUUAUUUUGAAAGUGAUCGGUGCACCAUUUUUGUAGGGAUUUCUGCAACUAAAGGGAUAGGGCAUGCUAGGCCACCCUAGACUUUGUAUGUAUGGAAAGCCUGUGUUGUAAGACAUGGAUAUUUUGCUAUUUGUUUUCAAUGGAAAGACCUGCUUAAAAUAAAAAACAGUGGGGCUGGUUUAAAUUUA